Molecule: messenger RNA, 763 nt
Organism: Cyanistes caeruleus (blue tit)
Lineage: Eukaryota; Metazoa; Chordata; Aves; Passeriformes; Paridae
Product: feather beta keratin-like
Cellular component (GO): intermediate filament
Molecular function (GO): structural constituent of cytoskeleton
Source: RefSeq, a predicted model, not a curated record
CCACACCACACCCAUGGCCUGCAACAACAUCUGCCGUCCCUGCGGACCCACCCCGCUGGCCAACAGCUGCAACGAGCCCUGUGCCCUGCAAUGCCAGGAUUCCCGUGUUAUCAUCGACCCUGCCCCUGUGCUGAUCACCCUGCCAGGACCCAUCAUGACCUCCUUCCCCCAGAACACCGCCGUUGGAUCCACCUCCUCGGCUGCCGUGGGCACUGAACUCAGUGUGCAGGGACAGCCCAUCUCUGGUGGAUUUGGUGGCUUUGGUGGCUUUGGCUAUGGCCUUGGCUAUGGCCGUGGAUUUGGCUAUGGGCUGGGCUGUGGCUAUGGGCUGGGAGGCCUGGGCUGCUAUGGCAGAAGGGGUGGCUACAACUGCUGAGGGCCCUCGGCACCACUCCUGACACCAACCUUCCACUCCCUGGAACACAUCUCAGAUGCUGUGGAUGCCUCUCUAGGCCAAAGCUGUCAACCAGCUCAGGGCCUCCAGCUCCUGCUCUCAGGUCUCAGAACAAGACAGUAGCCAAGGGGCCAGUGUGGGCUGCCCUGGCAACAUGGCCCACCUGCCUCCUCCUCUUCUGCCAGUCUCUUUCAGCUAUGUCAAGUCCCCUCUGCUUCAAAUCCCUUCUCCGAAGACAGAGACCCUCAGGAACCUUCAUCAUCGGGUUGCUUCUACUGCAAAGAAGGAAAGCCUUGAUGCUCUGUCCUAACCACCUGCAAACAAAGGACUUUGGCUGAUGGUUGCCCUACUUCCACCUCAGACCAUUUC